AUGCCCGGGUCAGGCGGAACACACAGCGUACCACGCACGAAGCUGUUGGGGGGUGAGGGACUCACGCGGGCGACGCUGGAGCUGCAUCUGGCCACGCCAGGAGCAGCAGUAGCAGUAGAAAGAGCAGCAGCAGUAAGAGCAGCAGUAACAGCAGUACGGGCAGGGCAGUGCUCACCAGUGGCGAGAAGGGCAGGCAGGACGGCUGCUGCAGUGGCGGCUGCUCCAGGGGCGGCUGCUACAGUGGCGGCUGCUCCAGGGGCGGCUGCUGCAGUGGCGGCUGCUCCAGGGGCGGCUGCUGCAGUGGCGGCUGCUCCAGGGGCGGCUCGGCUGCUGGGCGACUCGGCGGCUCAGCUGCUGGGCGGCUCGGCGGCUCGGCUGCUCGCUAGGGGCGGCGACGGGGCCGGGUAG
This is a messenger RNA of Closterium sp. Naga37s-1, 408 nucleotides long. The record is from the annotation of a GenBank genome assembly. Lineage: Eukaryota; Viridiplantae; Streptophyta; Zygnematophyceae; Desmidiales; Closteriaceae.